GCGCAGGCCAGUCCAAUUCCAGCCCUGCCCUUGGAGCUGCUAUCCGCGCAUGCCCUCGCCCCGCCCUUUUUAGUAACGAGCCGGCCGGCAAGGCCUGCGCAGUCGCGGCGGCCGGGGAAGAUGGUGGAGGACGGCGCGGAGGAGCUGGAGGACCUGGUGCACUUCUCCGUGUCCGAGUUGCCUAGUCGCGGCUACGGCGUCAUGGAGGAGAUCCGGCGGCAGGGCAAGCUGUGCGACGUAACCCUCAAGAUUGGGGACCACAAAUUCAGUGCUCACCGGAUCGUCCUAGCAGCCUCAAUCCCGUACUUCCACGCAAUGUUUACAAAUGACAUGAUGGAGUGCAAGCAGGAUGAGAUUGUAAUGCAAGGAAUGGACCCAAGUGCGUUGGAGGCGCUCAUCAACUUUGCCUACAAUGGCCACCUUGCCAUCGACCAGCAAAAUGUCCAGUCACUGCUGAUGGGCGCAAGCUUCCUGCAGCUGCAGAGUAUCAAAGAUGCGUGCUGCACGUUCCUUCGAGAAAGGCUUCAUCCAAAAAACUGCCUUGGUGUACGCCAGUUUGCUGAGACAAUGAUGUGUGCUGUGCUGUACGAUGCAGCCAACAGCUUUAUCCACCAGCACUUUGUGGAAGUGUCGAUGUCGGAGGAAUUCCUGGCCCUGCCCUUGGAGGACGUGCUUGAACUGGUGUCUCGGGAUGAGCUGAAUGUAAAGUCAGAGGAACAGGUCUUCGAAGCUGCUUUGGCCUGGGUCAGAUUUGACCGGGAACAGAGGGGGUCCUGCCUGCCAGAGCUGUUGUCCAAAAUCCGCUUACCGCUCUGCCGGCCCCAGUUCCUGUCAGACCGAGUGCAACAGGAUGACCUGGUGCGUUGCUGCCACAAAUGCAGGGACCUGGUAGAUGAAGCAAAGGACUAUCACUUCAUGCCUGAGCAGCGACGGCCCUACCUGCCAGCUUUCAGAAUUCGGCCUCGCUGCUGCACUUCCAUUGCUGGGCUUAUCUAUGCUGUGGGGGGCCUCAACUCAGCAGGUGAUUCCCUGAAUGUGGUGGAAGUGUUUGACCCCAUCGCCAACCGCUGGGACAAGUGUCAUCCCAUGACUACAGCCCGCAGCCGCGUUGGUGUGGCUGUGGUGAACGGGCUUCUUUAUGCCAUUGGAGGGUAUGAUGGCCAACUCCGCCUGAGCACUGUGGAGGUCUACAACCCAGAGACGGACACAUGGACCAGAGUGGGGAGCAUGAAUAGCAAGAGAAGUGCCAUGGGGACAGUCGUGCUGGAUGGGCAGAUCUAUGUCUGUGGGGGCUACGAUGGCAACUCUUCUCUCAACUCUGUGGAGACCUACUCACCGGAGACAGACAAGUGGACAAUGGUAACCCCCAUGAGCUCGAAUCGCAGUGCUGCUGGGGUUACAGUCUUUGAGGGCAGGAUCUAUGUGUCAGGUGGCCAUGAUGGUUUGCAGAUCUUCAACAGUGUAGAACACUACAACCACCACACAGCCACCUGGCACCCAGCAGCUGGCAUGCUCAACAAGCGUUGCCGGCAUGGAGCUGCCUCUCUGGGAAGCAAGAUGUUUGUGUGUGGGGGCUAUGAUGGCUCUGGGUUCCUCAGCAUCGCCGAGAUGUACAGCUCUGUGGCAGACCAGUGGUGCCUGAUAGUUCCCAUGCACACACGCCGCAGUCGCGUCUCCCUGGUGGCCAGCUGUGGGCGCCUCUACGCCGUGGGCGGGUAUGAUGGACAGUCCAACCUAAGCUCCGUGGAGAUGUAUGACCCAGAGUUGGACUGCUGGACAUUUAUGGCCCCCAUGGCUUGUCAUGAAGGAGGGGUCGGCGUGGGCUGCAUCCCUCUUCUUACCAUCUAAGGCAGAGCAAGGGAUGUAGUGGGGUUGGGAUUUGGUACAAACAGACACUUCUUCCAAGGACAGUCCCUCUCAAGGGAAGGCGGUGGACCAGAAGACGGGGUGCAAGGUGAGCUCGCUGGAGGUACAGUUUUCCAGGUGCUUAAGUCUUCCCUCACUGUGCUACUCCUGGUGACAUUCAGGCCCAGGUCAUCAAGAUGCACAGCAUGGGACAGAAGCCCCUCUGGGUCCUGCAGCUGGUGACACGGGACUGCUUGCUCUGUUGAUCCACACAUAUGCAGGCUCUAUCCAAGCCCAGCUCUAACUUGGGGAUUCAAUGAGGUCUUUUUCAUCUUGUCCGGGAGUAAAAGAAGAAAUAAAGAUACUUGAAAAAAAACUGAAGGAAAUUUAAACAAACACUUGAAAGAAACUGGAAAGAAAACUACUUUAAGUAGACUUUUUUUUGCAAGAAGAAUAUUAAAGACUAAAGGCAAAUACGUGUUUAAAUGGAAAACCACCAAAUAUGAUAAAGGGCACUAUCUGCUCCCACAUUCGGAUCCCAGGGUCCUGACGCCUCACCUAGCACAUGGGGUUCCCUCUGAGCCCCAGUGUGUUGGAAUCUGUGCACUCUUGACUGGUCCUACAAGUAGCAAGGUGCUCAUGGGGUUCGUCUUCAUACCCACUAUCAGAGGACUUUUUUAAUCAUAGGCUUGGCCCAUCGGCUAAAUUACUGCCACUCUUCUAGGUGAGAGCUCCCAUUUGGUGGCUGGAGGCUCAGAUGUCCCUGUGGUUACCUCCCGUUGCCACCAUGGCAUUCACUCAGAUUCCCCACCCCCACUCUUAUCCUUCCUUAUUUGACCAGCAGGUUAACAGCAGGUCUGGCCAGAUUCUCAGUUGCCCACCUGUCAUUCUUGGGUCGACUUCCUCAUUGUGACGCUCCUGGAGCUCGUUGACCAUUUGUACCUCUAGAUCUAACCAGGGACUUGUUCCUUCCACCAGCCAUGGGCUGCUUGACCCAAUAACCUCGUCUGUCCUACCAGUCCACUGCUCCUCCAGCCACUCACCAAUUCCGGGGGUCUGGCCCUCCCUAUGGCCCCUGGCAGACCAACCAGCAAGGUGGACUUUUACAUUCAAGUAAAGCUGGCUCUCUGGCAUAAAGAACUAAAGGCUAAAAUGAAUCUCUUGCUGCUGCAAAAUACAGUUUUUAUAUUUCUCCCUCUGAUCUUAGGAAAUGACCUCUUGAAGAGACUCUGGCUCCUUCCUCCUCCCUGGAUGGGACCUAAAUGUAGCACAACAGGAUCCCAACAGGAGGGUGCAUUCUACUACCCGUACACUGGGCAGUGGCGCUGUCCUCCAGCAGUGACUGCCAAAAUCUGCUUCUCUGAAAUUCUUCCAUUAUAGACUAAGAGAGCAUACAAUUCCUUUCACCCAGGACUCGGUCUUAGGAUCCAAGUCUCUCCAUUUGGCUGGUCUCCUGUCCAUCACUGCCUGGGUGGGGUGACCUGAAAGCUAUUCAGAAAGAUACAGUGUGGCACCUGGACAUUUUUUCCACCCCAGGACUGUGAGACUCCCUGGUGUGGGUAGUCGCCAUGUACUUGGAGGCAAGUACCUUUAUUACCUGCCACUAAGGACCUGAACCUCUGCUACAAGCACUUGAAAUUGAUAUUUUUAUUUUAAAAGACAGCCGUCUGAUAUAGUUUAGGCUGGGCUCGUGGUGGAGCACCAGCAUUUCUCACUCCUUGGUCUGCCUGUGGGGUAGACAUGGAGCUGGGGUCUACAUUUCCUGUUAGAGAGGAGUGUAUCCUAUUAUUAUGAGCCCCUUUUGUGUGUGAAUUUGCGGCAGCACUGAUGAACCUGGGUUAUGAAGGUAUUAAGAAUCAUUUGGGCUGGGUAGCCCUCCACUGGCCCUUUCGACGCUGGCCCAGAUUUUGCCAUUUGGGUGAAAGGUUGCCUCCUGUGACCUGUUGCUCUUGUAGCCUCCUCAAGUCUUCUCUCACCUACAGUAUAGAAAUUACACUGCUGUGCCAGAGGUCAGUGUGUUAAUCUGGGCUCUGAGCACAAAUGAGCAAAUGUCACCUUGCAUAGGCUUUGCACUUGAAUCCCUGAUCUGAUAGAGUUAACUUUGCCUGUGGCUAAUCUGGCCUUUGGCGUUGGAGCCUUUCCAGUAGCACCAUGAAGAAGAGAGACAUCAAGGGUAUUAGGAAAAGGCCAUAACAAGAAGGUAGCACGGAUGUGCUCAGUGUGUCCAGCCCAGCUCUGAAUACACGAAUGUGCCAUUUGCUAUCCUUGGCAUUUUCCUUCUUAGAAAAAACACAGAACCUUUUCUUCUUCUGCGUUGCAUCUGACAUCAAUGCCAGGACGGAAGCUGAAGACCAGCCUCUUACCUUGGCCACAGAGCUAAGCCCAAAUAGAAAUUCUGCCCUUCCCAAUUUAUUACUUCCCAGAAAAUCUGGUUUUAUUUAUAGAAUGCAUGUCUUUCAUGUUAAGAAACCAAAGAGAA
Molecule: messenger RNA, 4324 nt
Organism: Condylura cristata (star-nosed mole)
Lineage: Eukaryota; Metazoa; Chordata; Mammalia; Eulipotyphla; Talpidae
Gene: KLHL18
Product: kelch-like family member 18
Exons: 10
Coding region: 121-1848 (575 amino acids)
Molecular function (GO): protein binding
Source: RefSeq, a predicted model, not a curated record